UGUAGAUUAUGCAUUUAUGAGAAAAGUUAAAGAUAAAGAAGAAAGACAAGAGAAACUAAAUGCUAGAAAAAAACGUCAUUAUGAACAAUGUGCUGCUACUUUUAAUAAACAAUCUAUUGAUUUCAGUGAUGACGAUUUUUCCGACGAAGUUGCAAGUACUAGUGAAAUUGACUGUUUACCAGUGUCUUCUACAGAAUAUAAAUCUAAUAUAAUAGAUACUUCACAAACUCAACUCACCGUCACUAAUAAAACACGAGGUAGAUUAGAAAUCAUGACAGCAAAAUUAUCUUCAGCCCUUGACCGUUGUAAAAUUAGUGACAGAGAUGCAGUUCACAUAAUAAUUGCAGUAGCAGAAGCACUUAAAGUUGAAGUUAGUGAUUUAGUUGUGAACAGAUCUUCCAUAAAACGAUAUCGCGAGCAAUCGCGUAUGGUUUUAGCAAACAAUAUUCGUAAAAAGUUUUCAACAUCUGAAUUAAAUGCAAUAGUCUUACACUGGGAUGGUAAAUUGCUCCUUGAUUUAACUGGAAAACAAACUGUUGAUAGAUUGCCAAUUGUUAUAACUAAUAAUGACAGUGAACAACUAUUAGGUGUACCUAAAUUAUUACAAGGCACUUCAAAAGCUCAAGCAGAAGCUAUUUACCAACACUUAUCUGAGUGGGGAUUAAUGGAUCACGUAAAAGCAAUAUGUUUUGAUACGACUGCGACAAACACGGAUUAGU
Sipha flava (yellow sugarcane aphid) is the source of this 719-nucleotide messenger RNA. RefSeq lists its product as uncharacterized. The record is from RefSeq and is a predicted model, not a curated record. The transcript has 2 exons. The coding region runs from base 17 to 718 and encodes 233 amino acids. Lineage: Eukaryota; Metazoa; Arthropoda; Insecta; Hemiptera; Aphididae.